AUGUUUAAACAAUUAACAGCUGCGUUGAUUUGCUUUGGCGUUUGCCUAGCUGCAGCCAAUGAAGGCAGAAGGGAUUUGAGUGCGCAACCUCGACUGCUAUUUCACAAAUUGCUCAACAACAACAACAAUAACCAAAACAACAACAACAACAACUACCGUCAACAGCCGGCUAUAAUAUUCUUGGGUGGAAAUCAGGAUAGCAACUCGCAUCGCUAUCAGCGUCCACCUUGGGAGGAUUAUUAUUAUCCACACUAUCCACAUCCCCAUCCACCACCGCGUCCACGUUAUCCUGGCUACAAUGAUAGCGAAUAUUCUGGCAACCCACAUGUUAUCGUUAUCAAUCCCAUCAAUGCUCAAAACAUAAGUCAUGUAUCUCAGCCUGCGCCAGCGGCUACCGUCGACGAUGGCGGACGCAGCGCUUUUCCCAUUAUUGACAUUUUGCAAGCCGCCGAAGAACCAGAGCCCAUCAAUGUCGCCGAGUCGCCCGAGUCAGAGCCCACUGUAGCUGUCUUGCCGCUUUAUAAUAAUGAUGAUGAGUAUGAUGACACCUCCUCCGCCGUGCUGGAGCGUCAGACAGUGCGUGGCUUGAAUCCCAAGCUGCUGCUCAAUCUGCUCAGUCAGCAGGAUAAGCGACGCAGGCGUUUCCAGGAAGCUGUAGCCAGCAUCUACUUGAGAAACUACAAUGCCAAUCGCAAGUGA
Molecule: messenger RNA, 699 nt
Organism: Drosophila busckii
Lineage: Eukaryota; Metazoa; Arthropoda; Insecta; Diptera; Drosophilidae
Exons: 2
Coding region: 1-699 (232 amino acids)
Source: RefSeq, a predicted model, not a curated record